Molecule: messenger RNA, 1437 nt
Organism: Fusarium musae
Lineage: Eukaryota; Fungi; Ascomycota; Sordariomycetes; Hypocreales; Nectriaceae
Exons: 1
Coding region: 1-1437 (478 amino acids)
Source: RefSeq, a predicted model, not a curated record
AUGGCUCCAAAAGGCCACCGGCAUGGCCCAUCAAGUAGCAUGUUUGCUCAGAUUACUGAGCCCAUACCUCUCCCUACUCGCUUUGCCCGAAUCAAGAGAGAUUUGGUUGAGGGUAAAGAAUCUCAGAUCAAGAGUUCAUGGAUAAGACUGCUUGUCAAGUUGAACACUGAAAUCGACAUCAUCGCCAAAGCCGGCUCGGAUAUCUACCCAUCUAUUGAUUUUAACGAUCUCAAUGACUCUUCAGUUGCAAAUGACUUUUCUUCAAGACUCAAGGAACGAGGUGUCGCUGUUAUUCGGAACGUAGUUCCUCAUGAUCUGGCUGCGAAAUGGAAGGCAGAUACCGAGGCUCACUUAGGAGACCUUCAGGCGCAACGAUUGCCUACCCACGAUCCGCAUCUUUACGGGGUUUAUUGGUCUCCUGGGCAGAUCAAAUCUCGAGCCCAUCCGAACGUUCUCUAUACUCAACGUUUCCUAAUGAAUUUAUGGCACUCGUCUGAGCCGGAAGCGCUUGUGAGCCCCAAUUUCCCCAUCAGCUAUGCCGACCGCAUGAGGGUCAGGAGACCUGAGGAUGAGACAUGUUCCCUCAGUGUAUAUGUUGACGGAGGAAGCGUGGAGCGUUGGGAGCCGGAUGGCUAUGGUUCAGCAGCGACCUAUCAACCCAUUUGGGAUGGUCGUUGGGAGGAUUGGGAUCCAUGGGAAAGCAGCACUCGACUGAAAGUGACAAGCGAUUUAUACAAUGGUGACGGCUCAUGCAGCGUCUUCCGCAUGUUUCAGGGCUGGGUAGCUUUGAGUGAAGUUCCAUUUGGCCAUGGCACCCUUCUCUUAUGUCCCAUGAUCCGACUCACAACUGCAUAUCUUCUUCUGCGGCCCUUUUUUGUGCCUAAAGACUCCUCACCGGCAAGCCCAGACUUUCUUACGCCAGGGAACUGGAUCCUUGAAGAGCCGCCUUCCUCUGUGAUUCAAGGUGCAUUGCCGUCUUACCCACAGGAGCUCAAUGAUGCAUUACACCCUCAUCUACAGCUUCAUCGGAGCAUGAUCCCCAUACCAAAACUUGACCCUGGUGAUUACCUUGUCUGGCACUGCGAUACCGUCUACGCCCUUGAUCGUCUCCGUCGCCCAGACAUCCCUCCUACAACAAUCAUUUAUCUUCCAGCCUGUCCAUUAACUCAGACAAAUGCCCUAUAUCUUGCUCAUCAGCGCAAGGGUUUUCUGCAUGGGGAAGCCGGCCCCGACUUUACCGGAGCACCUACGGGCGAUGUCAAUAUCGGAGGAGAGCAGGCCAUUAGAGAGGUUGGUGAGGCAGGCGGUCUAGACGGCAUGCGUGCAAUGGGGUUAUUGCCCUGGGAUGAGGAUGAAGCUCAAGAUGACUUUGAGUAUGCAGUAUUGGAAAUGGCAAAUGGUGUAUUAUUUCCAGAAAAGUAUGAUGGGGCCUACUGA